AUGACUGACAUGCCCUCCGAUUCGUUAAGUUGGGAUUGGCAUUCCGAGGACUCGGGGGCCAAUGAAAUCUGCCAACCUGAGCAAAUUGGUAUUCUCAACUCGACUCUCCUGAGUUUGGCCUUUGUGAUCGGUACCAUUUUGAACGGCGCAAGUUUGUAUAUUUUCUGGUUUUGUAUCAGGAAAUGGAGCCCUGGACUAAUCCUGCAGUUCAACUUGGCAUUGGCAGACGUUCUUGUAACUCCUUCUAUACCCUUCAUGAUCGCCUAUUCUUCACUGUCAUACUGGCCUUUUGGACCGUUUCUCUGUCAGCUGAAACUCUUCUUACUGAAAGCCAACAAUUUCAGUAGCAUUUAUUUCCUCACUUUGAUUAGCAUCCACAGAUAUCAUAUGAUCGUACACUGCACAACAAAAACAUGGUUCAAGGAAGCGUGGUUUAUAAAGUUAGUUUGUGUUGUUGUGUGGCUUCUAGUGCUGUUCCAAGGAAUUCCAUUCUUCUUUAUCCUCAAGACAUCUGAAAUCAACAACGCUACCCAGUGUCUGGGCAUACAUCAGAACGAUCUGCUAUUUUCAUACUUCGUGUGGGACAUGGUCAUGGUGUCAAUCGGAUAUAUUAUUCCACUUAUAGUGUCCAUCAUCUGCUACAGUUUGCUGAGCUGCUUUAUCGUUAGACUGAAGCACAACCAGCUGAAGAGCAAGAACAUGAAACUAAAGUCCUUGCGAAUGAUUGUUGUGUCCUUUGUGUUACUUGUGAUCUGUUUCCUGCCUGUGCACAUAUCCAGGACGGUGGCAGUUACAGUCAGGUUCUUCCACCCCGAGCAGUCCAAGUACUUAAACUUUGUCAAAUCCAUUUAUUAUAAAUGCUUGGUGCUGUCCAGCUUCAACUGUUGCUUGGAUCCUUUGCUUUAUUUUUUCACUUCUAAGAAAUUUAAGGGAUCACUCAAGCGGGUUAUGAUGCCUACCAGGUCCUGUGCCAAGAUGUGAAUCGUAGCUUAACCCUUUCAAAACUCAGAUUCAAUUAAAAAAUAACGGGCAUGGUAGGAACUGGAUAAUGGGAUUGAUAAUAGCAAUAAUAAUAAUAUCCUUGCACUUGAUAUAGCGCCUUG
Callorhinchus milii (elephant shark) is the source of this 1103-nucleotide messenger RNA. Its product is annotated as P2Y purinoceptor 4-like. Gene Ontology annotation, biological process: G protein-coupled receptor signaling pathway. Lineage: Eukaryota; Metazoa; Chordata; Chondrichthyes; Chimaeriformes; Callorhinchidae. Bases 1 to 981 code for a protein of 326 amino acids. The record is from RefSeq and is a predicted model, not a curated record. The transcript has a single exon. Gene Ontology annotation, cellular component: plasma membrane. Gene Ontology annotation, molecular function: G protein-coupled receptor activity.